Messenger RNA from Amoebophrya sp. A120, 3720 nucleotides. Lineage: Eukaryota; Dinophyceae; Syndiniales; Amoebophryaceae. The record is from the annotation of a GenBank genome assembly.
CAAAAGAGAACGGCGGCAGGAGAGAUCACAAACGCCGAGCUUGUGGACGCAAUGAGCCACCUUGUUACGCAUAAUUGAACUUCUUCGAGCUUUGCAAAAUAAUACGAGUACUAGAUUGAUGUUUUUUAUACGUACGUCACACCCGAGCGUCGUCGCCGUAAGUGUAGUGACAUUGUAGCAGGUUUUUAUCUCAAGCACCGAAUUCUGGAUCUGGAAAAAUCCAAAGAAAUGGCUUCCUCCUGUAGUGCACCAACCAAGAGAAAAGGACGACUGGUGCAACGACCAAGAGGAAAGGAAGUUGCGAAGAAGAUGCAACUACUUCUGCACAUUCUAGCAUCAACAGCCAACGUCGCAAACGCCUGGACCGACACGGGACACAUGAUAGUGGCCAAAAUUGCCGCGGACGGGCUGAUAUGAAUUGCAAAUGUGUCUGGGUCUGGAAGGUUGCAACUUGUGAUGCAAAUUUCACACAACACAAAGAUCUGUGAUGCAUGAACGGCAAAUGCGGCCCAAAACUUGGCACCAAAACAGGGAAUUUGUUAUGCGGAUUAGGGAUGGGGACACCUUCUCAAGACGUGUGAUGCUAGGGCCUGCAUGCCAGACCUCCCAGAUCAUGCAAGAGCAGCAUGGCAAAUAUCUGGACCCAUCCAGAGCCAGACAUGUUUGCAUUUGAUAGCUGAAGCCGGAGGAGCUCUCGUUUUUCCACAAUUUGACGGACAUGCUGUACCACCCCUCGGUGAAAUAUCCAGGAAAAAACACCCCUCCCCAUCCAAAUUGUAGUCAUGCGAAACAUGCAUAAACUCCAGUGUCUGUCAUGCAAAAAAUGGAUGUGGAUGGAUGUUUUUUCCUGGAUAUGAAAGCAGCGCGCACCGGGGACUUUGUGAAGCCGGUGGACACGCUGUGGGGCGUGGCCAGCUGGAACGAUAAUAUUGACAUCGCGUAUUUUUACGAGGAAGUUUUUGAUGGUGCCAAAAGUUCUGCAUCAACACGUCGGAAACGAAGAAAUUUGCGACUCUGCUGUUCUUUCAGCUGCCGUGCCGCAUCACUUAACAUGUUGACGCGCGCGCGCCCACGCAUUUCUCCAUGCAGCACGAGCGCCGUUGGCCCCCUAUCUUUCCUGCCUUUGCCGCGCCGCAUUGCGCCUUCGCCGCCACCGGCAUUUUCCGUUUUGUUCAAAAUAGCAGGUGAUGAUGUUUGCAUUGACGCCGCCGGCACUGCGAUUAUUUCAGUCGCUAAGCACAGUCGUUCAUCUCCUCCCCAUUUGAUGUUUCAUCUGUUGCGUAUGUCAAAGAAGAUGAAGAUGAAGAGAACACUGAAGCUGAACGAACAAGAAGAUAAAAAUCAUGAUCAACAACUCUUAUCAGGUUCCACUUUCAGAAAACGUGGCACUUUACCGACACGGUGGUGCGGCUCGACAAGGGCUGUAGAUUGAUCGGCGACGGACAGAAGAUACCUGCUGCAGGAGGGCCGCAUCUUCAGGAGGCUGGGAAGAUGAUCGCAAACAGGACAACAAUCAGCCCGCUGCUGUCAACGUCGUCCACGACUCCCAGGGCCGCCGCGGUGCACGAACUCAACAAGGGGCACCAGCAGCACGUCGACUCCACGACGCCGAGGGCGGUCGGCAAAAGCGAGACGGGGCUGAGAAGUCUCCUCGGUGAAAAAGACAAAGAAGAAAAUGACAAGCAGAUGAUGUCGAUGAGUACCGACUACGGGGGAUCAAACACAAACACCUGCGACAGCACCCACCCGCCCCGGCCCGACGAGAAGCACCAGGACGUUAUCUACGGCCUGACCUCUGCCUACUACGGAGUGACCAGCGAGUAUGGGUGUGUCAGGAUCGAAAACGUCAAAGUUGAAAUGAUUUUUAAUAAUGCAUAAAAUGCAUGACCCGAGGUACGUGUGUUGCAGAGCAGGCAAUGGAGGCCGAUUGUAAGCCUGUUUGGGGUUACAGCUCGAGCUGCUAAAGUAGCAUGAGAAAAUCGCUCUUCUUUGCCUCAACAGCAUUACAAACUGGAUUUAGUGACCACCGAAAUUUGUCAUGCGCCACUUCAAAACUGGGUUCCAACUGGCAUCCAUUUUAUGCAUGACAAAUCAUUUGAACUUUGUCGAUUUCGAUGCUGACAGUUCCAUAGCGAGGUGAGCAAGUGGAAUGACCCGGCCAUCAAGAAGUUUCAGCAGGCGUGGUGGAUUAUGAAAUGCAAAAGCAUUGUACUAGUAUACAUUGCAUUACAAAUUAGCUAUAGCUCAGCAUUAGCAUUACAAAUGAAAUUUGUAAUGCUGUUUUACCUUUAGGAAAGAGAUUUGUCAUGCAUAAACAGCAAUUACUACGAGUGUGAUACUUUUGCGGUGCAUAUGGAUCCGCAUGCUGAUCCACUUUCUCGGCGACCUGCACCAGCCCUUGCACGCCGCCGCGGGCUGCAGCGCGCGCCACCCAGAGGGGGACCUAUCAAAUGUAAAAAUGUCUGGGUCUGGAAGAUUCUGACACUUGUCAUGCACGUUUUGGAUGAGCCCUGAUGUCUGUGAUGCAUGCCCUAGCAGCACAGAUUUUUUGAGAGCUUCUUGAUGCCUAAGUUGCAUGACAAAUGCCCUCUCCGCGUAGCAAGAAUCACAUUCCCUUUGGUACUCAUGCAAUACAGAUAUUUUUGGAAUCCAAAUGCAGCAUUACAAGUUGGACUCUUCCAGACCCAGACAUUUUUACAUUUGAUAGGACCGGGGCGGAAACGAAUUUGGGAUCGAGACGAACAUUAAGAAUUACUUCGAGGGUAUGGAAUGCAAAUAUGUCUGGGUCUGGAAAGUUGUGAUGCUAAAAGUGAAUGAGAUUUCCACUGCAAUACGGAGCCAAGCAUGACAAAUUUUUUGGCUGCCAUGUCUUACGUAUUCCGCGUGGCAAACUGCGUUUUUGCAUGAAAGGUAAGACGGCUUUUUCGUGUCUACGCAUCACAGAUUCUUGAGUCGUGUCAGACUAGCAUGACGAGUCUCGCAAUCCCCCAGACCCAGACAUAUUUGCAAUGCAUAGAGGGAAGGGCGACCUUCGUCUCGGAGCUGCACUUGCUCUGGGACUUAGCGGGGGGCAGCUACGCCGCGGGACCGAAUUGGCCGCUGAACGCCACGGGAGAGGCCUUCGUGGCGGAGGAGGCCAAGGUACUAGUACUUACUUCGGUUCCGUUUCGCGUUGGUAUGUUUCUCUCUUCGCAGCGCCGUGAUGCAGCCGAGCAUUUCGAAUUCGUAAUAAAAUCGUUGCACCCCCGGUCCUCGUGAUCUCGUAUGGACAUUUACAUUUUUCCACCUUCCCAAAUAAACAAGACACUUAUCUUCAAAACUAAACUUGAACAGCGUCUCCGGCAAGAGUACGAAGCGAAGUACCCCGACGAGCCGACGACCGUGAUGAAAACUUGCCCGCUGAGUUCCUUCAAGAAGUGGAAGCAGGAAAGCUGGAAAAUCGCGACCAACACGGUGUACAAGAAUCUCGUCGAGGACGCGAUGGUGUCCGACGCAUACCUGCAAACCGCACAGAAGACCUCGGGGGAGCGGAUUGCGCUGGGUGGGUUCCGGUUGCAGGGCAUGCUGCAGAAAAUGUACAAGACACUGGUGGUCCUCGGAGGGGACAAGAAGGGCGAGGAGGAGGAACGGGUAAUGAAGAAAACGCAGAUAGGAAAAAAUAAUGCUGCGGAAGAAGUAGAUGGGGACCAGGACAAAAAUGCAGUGUCGAUUUGGGUGUAG